Molecule: messenger RNA, 683 nt
Organism: Arabidopsis arenosa
Lineage: Eukaryota; Viridiplantae; Streptophyta; Magnoliopsida; Brassicales; Brassicaceae
Source: the annotation of a GenBank genome assembly
UAUUCAGGCGAAAGGGUGAACUGUAAUUCUGAAAAAUUAAUGGUGUCGUCAAAGAAACCCAAGGAGAAGAAGGCGAGGAGCGAUGCCGUCGUCAAUAAAGCUGGUGGCCGGAAUACACGCAGCUCCGGUUCCAAAACGAAGAAGGCGCCGAAUAAGGUCAACAUUGUGAAGAAGGUGCCGGAGAUUCACGAGAUCUCGGAAUCUUCGAGCAGUGACUCUGUGGAAGAAACAAUUAGAGGUGAUGUGGCGAAGAAAAGUAAUGGCGUCGUGAGCAAAGGCCGUAACGGAAAGAGUGGAGGAGUUCCGACGAAGACGAGUAAAAAUCGGGAAGAGGACGACGGAGGUGUGGAAGAUGCUAAGAUGUUUAAGUUUCCGAUGAAUCGGAUUCGGCGGAUCAUGAGAAUCGAUAAUUCUGCUCCACAGAUUAUGCAGGAUGCUGUAUUUCUUGUCAACAAAGCCACGGAGAUGUUCAUUAAGCGGUUUUCUGAAGAAGCUUAUGAUAGUUCCGUCCUGGACAAAAAGAAAUUCAUCCACUACAAACACCUCUCAUCCGUCGUGAGUAACGACGUGAGAUACGAGUUCCUUGCGGAUAGUGUUCCCGAGAAACUUAAAGCAGAGGCCGCGUUGGAGGAAUGGGAAAGAGGCAUGACAGAUGCAGGCUGAAAUAAAUCCCGUUGGAAUCG